AUCUAGAAGAUAAAUAGAUAAUCAAUUUGCAAAUCACACGAGAAUACCCAUCUCUAUCAAAACAAAUCAUCUCUAACUGUGUCUGACACACAAGUUUAACAUGCUUAAGGCAUUUUAAAGAAGGGGCAAAAAGGGAAUAUAAUAGAUAAAUGGUCAAAUAGCAUAGUUUAACUUUUCCCGUUGCGUAUAUAAACCGUCCAUUAUCGGAAGUUAACACGUUCUCUUCAUCUGCCAACGGUUACAGAUUUAUUUAGUUUAUUAAAGGAGAGUAGAAGAAAACGAACUUGAACCGUCAGAAAUGAAGAAAUCUGGAAUUCUUGCAGCCUCUAUCUCUGCAGUCGCUUCCGCCACGGCCAUCUCCGCCGCGUCUACCAACACCUCCCUAUCAUUCUCUUUGCCGGAAACCAAUCUUUCCCGCCAGGAUUCAAAAGAAAAACAGAGGAAGAAGAAAGGUUCGGAAGAUGAAGGAGAUGAAAAGUUUGCUCCAAGGUUUGAUGGGUUAAGAUUCAUCGAGACGCUUGUUACUGCUCAUCGGUGACCUUUUCCAUUAUUCUCAUUUGUCAGAGUUUGCCAUAUUUUUUCUCCAAUUGAUCAAAAAACAACAAAAAUUACUGAUUUAAAUGUUUCUCCAUUUUUUUUAAUUUCAUCUCAUUAUAGUAACUUUGGGUUAAUAUGUAACACCCUGGAAAACUUUAUAUACCACCAAGAGGCAUGUUCCUAUUUGUCGUUCUUGAUACAUGCCUUCUUAUAUAAAAGGCCUUGGAGAUUAACU
Messenger RNA from Brassica oleracea var. oleracea, 772 nucleotides. RefSeq lists its product as uncharacterized. The transcript has 2 exons. The record is from RefSeq and is a predicted model, not a curated record. The coding region runs from base 299 to 538 and encodes 79 amino acids. NCBI's taxonomy places the organism in Eukaryota, Viridiplantae, Streptophyta, Magnoliopsida, Brassicales, Brassicaceae.